Messenger RNA from Colletotrichum gloeosporioides, 336 nucleotides. RefSeq lists its product as uncharacterized. Lineage: Eukaryota; Fungi; Ascomycota; Sordariomycetes; Glomerellales; Glomerellaceae. The record is from RefSeq and is a predicted model, not a curated record. The transcript is spliced from 3 exons. Bases 1 to 336 code for a protein of 111 amino acids.
AUGGUUGUUGUCUACAUCGGCGAGCAGGCCAUUCCGAAGCCAAUUGAUGCGACUGGACCUAAUAUUCUGUUAGAAAUGAAGUUUACCGUGGCCGUCUGUCUUCUGGCUUCUUACACCGGCCUCGCCGCCGCUGCCGGAUGCCAGGUUGAACUUCUCAACAUCAACCAGGCCGUAGUCGGCAGCGGCUGCGUUCAGAUGAACUACUACGCCAACAUCUACGACUCCACCACGCGUGCAGGAUACACUGUCAACGCCAACAACAACUGUGGCCUGAGCUUCUCUGGCAGCCAAAGAAUCCCCGACGGCUACUCUCUGCGCAGAGUAGGUUACUGCUAA